Messenger RNA from Nematolebias whitei (Rio pearlfish), 2758 nucleotides. RefSeq names its product RNA binding motif protein 19 (gene rbm19). NCBI's taxonomy places the organism in Eukaryota, Metazoa, Chordata, Actinopteri, Cyprinodontiformes, Rivulidae. The record is from RefSeq and is a predicted model, not a curated record. The coding region runs from base 16 to 2748 and encodes 910 amino acids. Gene Ontology annotation, molecular function: RNA binding. The transcript has 24 exons.
ACAGCUGCCAGAACUAUGUCAAGACUCAUCGUUAAAAACCUUCCCAACGGGAUGACAGAGGACAGGUUCAAGUCGAUGUUUGCUGCCUUUGGCACCCUGACAGACUGCGCUCUGAAAUUUACCAAAGAUGGCAAGUUCCGAAAGUUUGGUUUUGUUGGGUUUAAGUCCGAGGAAGACGCGAGCAGGGCGCUGCAACAUUUCAACAAGAGCUUCGUGGACACAUCCAGAGUGGCGGUGGAGAUGUGUAAAGCAUUUGGAGACUCCACUAAAGGGAAAGCCUGGAGUAAACACACACAGCAGUACAAACCUCCUGCUCCUCCAAAAGUUACUGACAACAAAAAGAAAAAGAAACAGGAAGAUAAAUCCAAGAGCAGUCUGGGAAAACUAGAGGAGGAAGAAGGGUUCAAGGAGUUUCUGUCGGUGCAUCAGAAUCGCAGCCAAGUUUCAACCUGGGCCAAUGACAUGGCUCAGGAAACGGCCGUUUCUGAGAGCAGAAAGACAAAAAGCAAGAAUAAGCCGGCUUCUGAUGAUUAUCUCAACUUUGACUCAGACGAAUCAGAGAACGAGGAUUAUACUGAGGGCGACGUAGAAGAUGAAGCGGCAUCUCAAGAAGCUGUGAAGUCUAGUUUGUCAGAUAUGGACUACCUGCGCUCAAAGGUGGUACAAACGAAGGAUGUGGAAGAGAGCAACGAACACAGUGAAGGUGAUGAAGAGGAGGAGGAUGCUCCAGUUCAGCAUGCAGACAGUGCCUACGAGAGCAGCGAAAAUGUCUCAUUGGCAAAAGUUUCCUCUGCGGAGAAGAAACUGGGCAAAGUCAAGAAAAGUAUCAAACAGGAGACAGAGCCCACAACAGAGUUCACCGUGAAGCUUAGAGGAGUCCCAUUCAACAUUAAAGAACAACAGAUUCGAGAGUUCAUGACCCCCCUGAGGCCUGCCGCAAUCAGGAUUGGAAAGAAUGAAAGUGGAAACAGAACAGGGUAUGUUUAUGUGGACCUGCACUCUAAAGAAGAGAUGCAAAAAGCCUUGAAGAAGAACAAGGACUAUAUAGGGGGACGUUACAUUGAGGUUUUUUGUGUUGAUUCUUCGGGGUUCAAGGGCAAGAGGGACAAGAAUGACAAAGAAAUUGACAGAAACUUCACCAGGAAGCUGAAGGAGGAUGAGGAGGAGGAAGACGUUUCCGAGUCUGGUCGACUCUUUGUCAGAAACCUUCCUUACACCUGCACGGAGGAAGAGCUCAGAGAGCUUUUUACUAAACAUGGUCCUGUCUCUGAGGUGCUGUUUCCUAUCGACAAUCUGACAAAGAAACCUAAAGGAUUUGCUUUUGUUGCCUACAUGAUACCAGAAAAUGCAGUGAAAGCUCUUGUUGAGUUAGAUGGUCAUGUAUUUCAGGGUAGAAUGCUUCAUAUUCUUCCCUCCACCUUGAAGAAGGAAAAGUCUGAAUCCUCAGAUGCUGGUGAUCCUGGCUCCUCAUCAUACAAACGACAAAAAGAUGCUAAAAACAAAUCUUCUAGUUCUAGCUCACACAACUGGAACACUUUGUUUUUGGGUACGAGUGCGGUGGCAGAUGCCAUUGCUGAGAAAUACAACACGACCAAAAGCCAAGUUCUGGACCACGAGUCGAAGGGAAGUGUUGCAGUCAGGAUGGCUCUGGGAGAAACUCAGAUUGUCCAGGAGACGCGUCAGUUCCUGCUGGACAACAGUGUCUCUUUGGAUUCCUUUAGUCAGGCAGCAGCAGCGAGGAGUACAACUGUGAUCCUGGUCAAAAACCUCCCAGCUGGAGUGACAGCGUCGGAGCUUGAAGAACUCUUCUCGCCUCACGGCUCUUUAGGCCGAGUGCUGCUGCCGCCUUCAGGACUCACCGCCAUCAUUGAGUUUUUGGAGCCAACAGAAGCCAAAAAAGCUUUUACGAGGCUGGCUUACAGCAAGUUCCAUCAUGUCCCGCUGUAUUUGGAGUGGGCGCCUGUUGGUGUGUUUGUAGCAGCCAAACCAAAGCCAGACAAAGAGGAGGCAAUGAAAGAAGAAACAAAGGAGGAGGAAGAGGAGGAGGAAGAGGAAGAAACUGUUCCAGGUUCUACACUUUUCAUUAAGAAUCUCAAUUUCAGCACAACAGAAGAGCAACUACAGGAGGCGUUCUCCAAAUGUGGCAAUGUCAAGUCCUGCAGCAUCUCAAAGAAAAAAGAUAAAUCAGGUAAAUUGUUGUCAAUGGGUUACGGUUUUGUUCAGUAUCAGACAGCAGAGUCUGCACAGAAAGCCCUGAGGCAGCUGCAGCACUGCACUGUGGAUGAUCACCAGUUAGAGGUGAAGAUUUCUGACAGAGCCACAAGAACCACAGAGGUGUCACGCAAAAAGAAGCAAGCCGAGAAAAAGCAAACUUGUUCCAAGAUUCUCGUGCGCAAUGUUCCCUUCCAAGCCACUGUCAAGGAAAUUCGAGAGCUCUUUUGCACAUUUGGGGAGUUGAAGACUGUCCGUCUACCUAAGAAAGCAACUGGUUCAGGGAACCAUAGAGGCUUUGCCUUUGUUGAUUUUCUCACCAAACAGGAUGCUAAGAAAGCUUUUGCAGCUCUCUGCCACAGCACCCAUCUGUACGGCAGACGUCUUGUGCUGGAGUGGGCCGACGCCGAGGAAACAGUGGAGACACUGAGACGGAAAACAGCCGAACAUUUUCAUGUGGUUGCCAAAAAGCAGCGGAAAGCUCAAGUUUUGGGGGAAAUUCUUGAGAAAAUGGGAACUGGUGGAGUUGAAGACUGAAGUCUUCUAU